AGAUUGGAUUUUGCCCACAACAACCAACGCUCGUAAUAUCUACUGCCACAUCACGAUCAAGAGACUUUUAUCGAAUGCCUAGCUAGCCAAACUAACAGCACAGCAAGCUCCUGAGUGGCGCAAGAUUGUGGUAGCCCCGAUUCUCGGAGCUGCUACAGCAUCGCACGGAGCUUUCACCAAAAUGCACGCUUUAUCCGGCGAAACCACCUCUCCCGGCAGCAACUUCGUACUGAACUCGUCUUGUUCUAGAGGCGUCGUCCACGACUCUUUAUCCACAGUAAAUUUCCCUUACACGUGCAAAUGCAGUCUCUGCAUGACAAAACCUGCCUUCAAUCCUAGUCUAGCAUGACAAGUUGCACACUGCAAAUUAGCGAAAUUUGUCAUGCAUUUUGUACAUGUACGGGGAAUUUACAUUGCAUACUCUUCUACGUCCCACGACGAACACCAUCCGCGGUUUUCGAAGAAAUCCUCCUCAUCCUACUCGUAUCCUUUGCAAAAGCGUUGUACUCGUACUAAUUGCGUUCAUGCGUCACAGAUAUCUGUGUUUAGCUUUCUGAGCAUGACAAUGACAAAUUAGAUUUUUGCUCUUGGCAACAUUUGUCAUGCGAUUUAUACUAAGUUGUAGUGCGAUACUUUUGCAAUGCAUAACUUCCGCGCAACCCGGUGUGGCAGCUUCGAUUCCACCACCACGAUGGAUCAGACAGGAUGCUCGUCCUACGUCGGUUUAUCGCAGGGUAGCAGGUCGGAGGAGGGGGAUCAGGAAUUGCGCAGUGUUCAUCUCGGAGAAGUGGAACAAGUAGACGACACCUUUGCGAAGUUGCAGGCCGACAUUGCGCCCUUUUUGCAGCAACUGGAGGGAGCGGGAGGUAUUCAUCGCAGGGUCGGUAAUGAUAAUUUUCACAACACAUUGAUAUGUGGGUUUCAUUUUUCAUGAGCUGGCCGCAAGACAGAUCGAAGUCGAACACACAGUAUCUAUAGGAUGGCGCUCUACAGCUAUGCUUUUGAAAUAAGACAAUUAUCAGUGCAAACUGAACACAUAUCAGCGCCGGCAAGUAACGUCACUCGAAACCACCAGCUGGAGUGCGACCCGUGGGCAGGGACUUUGAUUGAGACCGGAACAAAUGGUGGAGAGCAUGCGGGUACUCUUUUUUCGGAAAUGCAGGACAUCAACAAGCUAGAAUUGAAGUAGUUGAAUGAAGUUGUUAUUUAAACACUCAUGACUCAUGGUUCUGUGGUAGUACCAGUAUGGGCACUAUGUGCUGACACGACGGACGAAUGCAAUCACAAGCUGCCUUCGACGUUCUUGACUACACCAGGUCCAGGAGCACCAUCUUGGGCAAACGACUCCUCCAAUCCGGCUGCGUUAAACAACCAUUCUUCCAUUCCCUCUCUAAACGCCAGCUUUUCUACCAACAGCUACCACAGUGCUUUGAGCACCAGUGUCAACAACAAUAACGGAAAGACCACGACGACGACCUCCAAUGGAAAUAAAGGAUCACAUGGCAGCAGCUUCUGUGGGACUACAUCGAAUGGAGGGGGUCCCAUGAUCCAGAAUGGCAAAGGCCAGGCAAAAAAUGGUGUUGAUUCAGCUACAUCUUGGAACGGCAAGAGCGGCACUACAGGUAACCGGCCGAGGAAACUACAGCACGCGUACACGUACAACGGCCCGGCAGAUCACGACCCGCGGUAUGACAGUUAUUACGGGUCAGCGUCAGGUCAGUAUCAUGGAAGCGAAGUAGAGGGGGAUACUUACUACAAGGUGUCGGGCUACACCAAAGGCAAGGGCGGCGCCGUGGCGAAGAGCGGUUGGAACAAGAAUGGGACCAACGGCUACAAGCAGCAUGCAAAUCCACAGAACAACGGCCGCUCCGAUAGCUACAACACAAACGAUAGCAACGGCUCCUCAAACGGCGGCUACAACUGUGACCAGCAGGACAAGAAUUUUUACCCAGACAGAAGCUACAGCAACGGAACUUCUGGAGGAGCUGCGAACGGUUUGUACGGCUACAAAGGUGGGAAGAUGAAUCCGUCUACUACCUAUGUGUCAAACAAAAAUGGCGGGAAAAACGGCGCAGCCGCAGGUCCUUCUGGUUGUAGCUACAGCAAUGGCGCAGGUUACAGCAACGGCCAGAACGGCGGGACAAGUGGGACGAGCAUCAAAGGUGGCAAAGGCGGUGGUCAAAAGAACUACCACCAUAUUACCUCCGGAGCGUGGACGACCACUGCGGCUAGCGGCAAAACUCUUUCCAGUUACAGGUCUGCAUCCAACGGCACGACAUCUUCGACGUACCACCAGGAAAAAACUACACCCUCAUUCGCGGGAUUCAAUGGCCAUUGGCAACAAAACCAGCACUGGGACUACAGUAGUCAUGAUCAAGUAGGCGGGGGCGGCGCUCCUGUACCCCCGUUCAUCAACAAGAGCAAAAGCCACCCGAAGAGGCUUCUGCACCGAUCUGCUACGACGGCAGGAACUACAACGACGACAGUUGGAGGUUCUACUUACGGUGCAGCGAAUUAUCCCUCCGUCCCCUCAACGACGAGUCACAGCAGUACUAUUUACGCGACGACAAAUUCCGAAUUUCUCGAAGCGGCCGGGCAUUUGAAACCGAAAGCGGCUUUGGAGAGCAGGAGCUGGGCAAAUUUGAAGCAGUUGAGUCGGAAACACACUUUUGAUGCGAAGAAUUGGCACAAGUAUAGAAAUUUCGCGCAAUUUGAUAUUUCGUUUCUUUAUGGGAAGAGAUUCUCAUUUUCCACACGUUUCAUCUUGUGGUGUUUGUUUCCGUUGCAUAACUGCUACAACAGGGUUCCUACCUUUAGUUCAGGCUGCAUCAAAAGCGAAGUUAACAAACAAAUCAUCCAAUUCAAAUAUCUAUUUCUAGGUACACCUAUUACGCCAUCCUGGAUUUCGAGGCGACUUGCGAACACGACCACUCGAUUGAGCCCGAGGUCUAUGAGAGUGCACAACUCCUCCUCCCCCUCGUUUGUCAUGCAAAAUCCUAAUCCCAGUCGCUGCCUUGAUGCCUUGUGGCACUUGUGUUAGCAUGACAAAUUUCGGAAGCUGCCCAAACAGUACUACAUAAGGUGCAUAAAGUUGUCAUGCAUAGGCUCCACGUGUGCUGUUGUUUGUAUUGCUGUCCAUGCCAUACAACAAAUGAGGGGCAGGAGGGGGAGUUGUGGACUCUCAUAAAGUCAUCGAGUUUCCCACGGUUAUUCUGGACGUAGAAACUUUAGAGGUCGUUGCCGAAUUUCGGAAAUUCGUGAAGCCGGUGUUGAACCCGAAACUGAAAUACUUUUGCCGAAACUUGACGGGGAUUACGCAGGAAGAGGUCGACAACGCGGGGGAUUUUCCGGGGGUUUACCAGGACUGGAAGGGCUUUAUGGCGCACUUUCCGAACUCACUGUAUAUUUUGAUUUUGUUGGUUCUCUCGUUCUUCUUCAGGGUAAUACUAAAGUUGCUAUUUGUAAUAUCUUCUGUAAUAUGAUUCUACGGUGUAGAAGGUUCUAGCCGCGAAAAAGCGUAUACUAGAUGGUGUCGAGCAGACGAGUCAUUCACUAAAAUUAGGUUGAUCACCUGUGGUGACUGGGAUGUGGAAACGAUGCUUCCUGGCCAGCUGAAGCUCUGUAUCAGAAAGAAAAAAGGACCAGCAGGCAGGGCAUAUGCAUAUCAAAGGGUAAAUCGCAAAAAAAAAAAUGUCAUGGGCAAGCCUACAGCAUUCUGCUUAGGAUAUUACGCGACGCAGAUUUUUCUGUGUGCUUAUUUUUGCGUAUACAAUGUAGUUGCCCUGCCCGCGGCUUUUUUGUGUGGGAUACUCUGUGGCUUGCCGGAUGACGUGGAGCGUUCGUUCUGCAACAUCAAAAUAAUUUUCGCGAACUUGCUGGGUGACCCGCGGAAGCACAAGAAUUACGUCUACUAUCGGAACAACGUACUAAGUAGUCGAGUAAUGAUAUAUGAUUUGCUUUGUUUUUCAGCUUGUUCUCUCAUCUGGCCUUUGUUUAUUAUGAUUUUAUGCAUGACCAUGUAGAUGUGGACAAUCUUCACAAUUGUCCACCCCGUUCAUGAUCGUGAUCCAAAGCUGCAUGCAUAACAAAGCUUCACCAAAAUCGGACCAAAAACCACACGACUUCACAGAAACAAGACGCCAUGGUGAUUAUGCUCGAGGCCUGCGCGCUCCAGCUCGAUGGCCGUCACCACUCCGGGCUGGAUGAUAGCAGGAAUAUCACAGGAAAAAAGUGUUACAGUUACACAUUUGCUGGAGUUUCUGCAUCACAAAGUUGCUCGACAUGGCCAACAAAACCUGUGAUGCGCAGACUACAAGGGAAAACACGAAUGCAAUGAGGCUGGCAAGCAUUUCCUGCAUGACAAAGGUUGUCUGUCUUGCUGGUCUUCCAUCAGAGUGUGUAACUGUAACACUUUUUUCUCAGGAUAAGGAACAUCGCGAAAAUAGUGAAGUACAUCGCGGAAAACUACGGCGAGCACUGUUUGGUUCCCACCACCUUACACGGCGAAAGAAUGCUGGAGCGGAUCUUCUUUUGA
Molecule: messenger RNA, 4534 nt
Organism: Amoebophrya sp. A120
Lineage: Eukaryota; Dinophyceae; Syndiniales; Amoebophryaceae
Source: the annotation of a GenBank genome assembly